Molecule: messenger RNA, 4230 nt
Organism: Podarcis raffonei (Aeolian wall lizard)
Lineage: Eukaryota; Metazoa; Chordata; Lepidosauria; Squamata; Lacertidae
Gene: PLEKHA2
Product: pleckstrin homology domain containing A2
Exons: 12
Coding region: 214-1443 (409 amino acids)
Cellular component (GO): membrane; cytoplasm
Molecular function (GO): PDZ domain binding
Source: RefSeq, a predicted model, not a curated record
CCCUGCUAAUGGCAGGGGAUUUUGCUCUACCGGACACGCACGCCUUUCUUCCUCCCGGGCUACGGUUAAAGGCGGAGGAACUUUGGGUUUCUGUUUGGUUUGCAACUUUGCAACUUGAGCAGGGUCCGCUUGUUGUCGGCGGCCGCCCGGUCUUCUUUGCGCGCGCUCGCGCCCCGCCGAGGAUGCCCAGGGUGAUGCUAGAAGGAGCCCGGAAUGCCUUAUGUGGAUCGUCAGAACCGAAUCUGUGGGUUCCUGGACAUUGAGGACAAUGAGUCCUGUGGGAAGUUCCUGCGAAGAUAUUUCAUCCUGGAUACCCAGGCCAAUAGCCUUCUGUGGUACAUGGACAAUCCCCAGAACUUGGCUGUGGGGGCCAAAGCAGUGGGAUCUUUGCAGCUGACCUACAUCUCGAAGGUCAGUGUGGCUCCCCCCAAACAAAAGCCAAAAACACCCCUCUGCUUUGUUAUUAAUGCAUUGUCUCAGCGCUAUGUUUUGCAAGCCAAUGACCAAAAGGACCUGCAGGACUGGGUGGAGGCACUAAAUCGGGCCAGCAAGAUCACGGUUCCAAAGGGUGAAAGUUUCCCUCCAACUGCAGAAGUUGUCAAGCGUCCCUACAGGACUGAGAUCAUUGGUGGGGUGGUUGUGCAGACGCCAAUCUCAGUCAACCAGAAUGGAGGGGAUGGCUCCGAAAGCGGCGAGCCAGCAGUGCAUCCUCUUCUGAAACGGUCCCAGAGUUACAUCCCCAGUACCAAAACGCCACCUGGGCCACCCGUCCUCAAGAGCGGCUACUGUGUCAAGCAGGGGAAUGUGAGGAAGAGCUGGAAACGGCGGUAUUUCACCCUGGAUGACUUUUCCAUCAGUUACUUCAAGUGUGAGCAGGACAAAGAGCCGUUGCGAUCAAUCCUCCUGAAGGAUGUGCUGAAGACUCAUGAAUGUCUAGUGAAAUCCGGUGAUCUUCUAAUGCGGGACAAUCUCUUUGAAAUCACAACGAGCUACAGGACCUUCUAUAUCCAGGCCUAUAGCCCUGAGGACAUGCACAGCUGGAUCAAGGAGAUCAGUGGGGCUGUGCAGGCCCUAAAGAGCUGCCCUAGGGACUUGGUGAGAUCUGCUUCGGUGAACAAGCACGGAGGCCCCAGCUCAGCCAUGCCUCCCAUUGAGAGGCUGAAGCAUCUGGGAGGGGAGCCCAAGGCCUCUGCCAAAAGCCCAUCGGCCUCGUGCUGGCUACCUUGGAUGCCGGUGCCACAGUCGGAAGGGAAGCCGCAGCCUGCAGCAGAGCAGAAGGCUGGCCUGCCAAAGGACUCAGAGUUCUUUCCUCUGUUUGCCCAGCGAGAUGCUAGAGCCACGCAGGGCGGGCGUCUCCGGCACAGGUCGGAGCCCCAGAACUUUAAAGAGCAUCCAUUUCCCUUUGACCUGGAUGACGAGAGCAUCCGGACCUCGGAUGUGUGACUGUGCACUGCAAAGCAGCGCCUGUCGAUGACAGACCAUGUUGACGCUUCCCUGGUCCUGACACAUGGAUGUGUUGGGGCAAAUGCUAGCUAGCUUGCACAUGCUUAGGAAGCUGAAGCUGGAGCUGGAGCAGUCACUGUGAUGUGAUGACCUUAAAUGCGGGAAGCACAUGAGAUGCAACCUCCAGCCCUGGAGUCAUUCUUUGCACAUUUUCAGUGUGAUUUGGUUCCUUCUCAGAUGCCUUCCCAUGUAGUAAAGGAGAGACCACCUUUGCCAAUCAGCUAGAAACCUGGUAUGGGUGUUCUCUCUCUCUCUCUCUCUCUCUCUCUCUCUCUCUGUGUGUGUGUGUGUGUCACUCACUGGAGUCAUCUUGACCUCUUCUGGCAAUAUGCCCAGGUACACCCCACUGUUUUUGUAGCAGCACACUGGUGGUCUGGCUUGCAUGCUUGAUCUGCAGAGGAGUUGAAGGCAGCACUCCUAACUUCUGUGGGAAAGGACUUUGAGGGUUCUUCUAUAAUUGUGGCUUUUGAAGAAAUCCUGUGGAACAGUGUUGGACUGUCAGUUUCAAUGUGAAUGUCUAACUCUCUAGCUCUCACAGAAACCUGUGUGUGUAACAGAUGCUCUUCAUCUUCAGUGAGCCAUGCUGCUGAUGUGGGAAGGCCAUACACUCUUUUUGUCAAGGUACAAGGGGUUGGAACAAAGUGGAGUUCCUGGAGAGCUUUUCCUGCAGAAGGGAGCAUAGGAAGCUGACUUAUCCUGAGAGAACUUGUCCAUCCAGGAUUUCAGAGAGGGGCAUUUCUCUCACCCCUACCUGGACAUGCCAGGGGUUGAACCUGGGACCUCCUGCAUGCUAGGCAUUUGAUCCAGCACUGAGCCAUAGCCCUUUCCUACACAGCAGCAUCAACUGCAGUUGCACAGAAGGUUGGGGCAGGGGGCAAAUAAAGCAAGGUUAUGGCAGGGAUUCUUCAAACUCUGGUAUGGGGAUAUUCUGGUGAUCUGCAGUGUGUUCAACUGGCUAAAGCUAUAUUUACACCAGCACAGGCAACCUAUGACCCUGUAGAUGUUGGAUUCCAACUCCCAUCAGCCCCAGCCAAUUCAGUCAAUGGUCAAGGAUGAUGGGAGUUGAAGUUCACCAACACCUGACUGUUCACUGGUUCCCCACCGCGGAUUUACACAGUGUGCUUUCAGCUGGUGUGUGAGACCAUUAUAAUAAUAGUAAAAAACAACAACAGGAAAUCCAUAAAGAACUUUUCCAGAACUGGCACAACCAAAAACUCAGUUGCAUCUAAAACCAGGAUGCUUUCUUGUGCCACAACAGUCUUAGCUCAUCUAAUUCAACGAUGUCUAUAUUAUUUGUCAGUGGAUCUCCAGGACUUCAGCCAAGAUCUUUCUACUCCUACCUGGAAAGGCCAGGAACUUCAAUUGCCUGCAGAAUAUGUUUGCCGCCGCUCUUUCCUCCACCCUGCCCUGCACUCUGAUGCAUCUAUAGGUAAAGGUAAAGGUACCCCUGACCGUUUGGUCCAGUCGCGGACGACUCUGGGGUUGUGGCGCUUAUCUCGCUUUACUGGCCGAGGGAGCCGGCGUUUGUCCGCAGUUUUUCCAGGUCAUGUGGCGAAACCAGAGCAUCGCAUGGAAACACCGUUUACCUUCCCACCGGAACGGUACCUAUUUAUCUACUUGCACUUUGCUGUGCUUUUGAACUGCUAGGUGAGCAGGAGCUGGGACCGUACAACGGGAGCUCACCCCGCCGUGGGGAUUGGAACCGCUGACCUUCUGUGAAUGCCUCACUGAUGCUUAUCAGGCCCAAGACUAGCAAGACCCACUUGCUGCAGGAGGCCUGCCCUAGAUGGCGUUUGUGCAACUGCGCUGCAGCCUAGGAGAUUUAAUUCCUAAGAUUUUUUAACAGCCUUCCUUGUGUUGCCUGGAGUAUGAAGAAAUACAGAGAAAGGGCCAGACAGAAUGUGAUAAAAGUCAGUGCAACAGAAUUAGUGUUCUAAAAUUCAGCCCUUGGCUCUGGCUUCCUAAAUGAGGACUGUCACACACAAACAAUCUGGUUGCUAUCACAGCCACACCAUGCAUUUACAGCCCUCUUGGAACACUUUAAUAGCUUCCUCCAGAUAAUCUGGGAACUAUAGUUGGCCAAGGAUGCUGAGAGUUAUUAGAAGACCCCUUAGGAAAUGACAGUUCCCAGGAUUCUCUGGGGGGAGGGGUGCCAUGACAGUUACAGUGGUAUAAGGAGUGCUUUACAUGUAUGGUUUGGAUGUGACAUAGCUGCAUUAAGUGAACUUCUUAGCUCUGAAUGUCCAGGACAGAAGGAAAGUCUGUCCUCACAGUGAGGACUAGCUCCUCUUUAAACGUUUUCUUCUCCCAUAUUUCCAGGUCACAAUGUAGUCAUCUAAAUAACGUUUGCCUUUGCAAAGGGGUGGGGUUGUGAUCAUUUCCCACCCUAAAUUGUUCCGGGUGCCUGACUAAAACAGAAAGCAAAGCAAAACGCAAAUCUAGCAAGGAAAAAUUAAACAGGAUUUCGCUAUGCAAAGACUACUCUCAAACAGUGUGAACGUCUGUGGUCAGAAUAUACUCAGGUAUGCUCCCUUUUUAUAUGGCAGGUUUUUCAGGAGCACAAAAAGAUAUUUAUUUGUUUUUUGAGUGGGCUGUGAUAACUUGCAUCAAGCUAGAUUACUCCCCCCACCCCUUUUAAUGCCAACAUUAACCUGGAACAGAUUCUGGUUAAUAUAUGAAGCAGUAAGGAUACAGAGAAUUAAGCGUGUGUACUGCACAAAAAAAGAA